AGGCCAUUGUUCUAGUCAGGUUAGCAUUAGCAUUAGCCGCGGAGCCUGAAGCGCGACUUUAUCCUCCGGCGUUCCCGCGAACUGGACCGCAGACCCGGCGAACACACGGGUCCACGGCGGUACACCCCGGCAGAACGACGACGAACCCGCUUUUAGAACCAGAAGAGCAGUCAUGGUGAAAGACGCCAACAGGCCGAAAGGCAGGACCUCUGCGUACGCGUUCUUCGUCCUGUCCUGCAGGGAUGAGCUCAAAAAGAAAAGCCCCACCACUCCGGUGAACUUCAGCAAGUUCUCCAAGAGCUGCUCGGAACAGUGGAAGGCUCUGACUCCAUCAGAUAAGAAGAAGUUUGAGGACCUGGCGAAGGCUGACAAGGCUCGCUACGACGAGGAGAUGAGGCACUAUGUCCCCCCGAAGGGCAUGGGCAAGAAGCAGAGGAAGAAGAAGGACCCCAACGCUCCCAAACGACCCCCGUCAGCGUUCUUUAUCUUCUGCUCUGAACACAGACCCACGGUGAAAAGCGAGUAUCCCAACCUGACUAUCGGCGAAAUCGCCAAAAAGCUGGGAGAGAUGUGGUCCAAGCUGGGCACGAAGGACCGCGCGCCCUUCGACCAGAAGGCUGUCCAGCUGCGUGGGAAGUAUGAGAAGGACGUGGCCGCGUACCGCGCUGGAGGCGGAGCUCCUAAAAGGGGACCCGGCCGACCCACAGGCUCCACCAAGAAAGCCCAGGCAGACCCCGACGACGACGAGGACGAGGACGAAGACGAGGACGAAGACGAGGAGGAGGACGAAGAGGAGGAGGAUGAAGACGAUGACGACAAGUAGAGGGCGGAGCUGGCAGAGUGCGCCGGUGGGGUCGUUGUUUUGCUGUCCGUCGUUUCAGGAUCUGUGUACAGUCGUGUGGGAAGCUGUCUCUGAUUUUCUUUUUUAACUCAGUGUAAGCAAUAACCUUGAAGCGCAGUGGUUCUGAUUUCUUUAUUUUUAUAAGAGUCUUUGUUUGGGAAAGCGUAGAGUCCUUGUUUCGUUUCGUUUCUUAUUUUAAUUUUUUUUUUAAUAAUAAAGCUGUGUUCUUAUGCACUCUUCA
This is a messenger RNA of Pygocentrus nattereri (red-bellied piranha), 1082 nucleotides long. Its product is annotated as high mobility group protein B2-like. The record is from RefSeq and is a predicted model, not a curated record. Gene Ontology annotation, molecular function: DNA binding, bending. The transcript is spliced from 5 exons. Gene Ontology annotation, biological process: regulation of transcription by RNA polymerase II. Lineage: Eukaryota; Metazoa; Chordata; Actinopteri; Characiformes; Serrasalmidae. The coding region runs from base 173 to 823 and encodes 216 amino acids.